UAAAGAAACGCGCGUUGUCGCCUAGUUACCCGAAAUGAUACAAAUAAAGUCAUUAUUAAAAGCGAAUGGAAAACAUACAUAAAAAUGUAAUAAAUCGUCAAUCUCCCAGAACAUAAUACCAAGAUUAAUCGCAAGUAAUAUUGUUUUGAAGAAAAAAACUCAAAGAGAAAAUGCCUAUUUUUGGUAGCAAAUUUUCUCCAAGAAAAACACCCAUUAGAAAAAGCAAUGUCAACGUAAAUUCUGAUAAGCUCCUGGAAGACUUAGUUGGGGAGCACAACUUUGUGAAAGUAUCACUUGGUGAUCAGGAAUUAGUGUUUGAUAAUGGUGAAUGGAUACCGAGUUCUGGCAAAAACAGUUCUACUCAUAAAGUAAACCAAAAGCUAAAGAAAAAAAACCAGGAGCUUCAAGAGGAAAACAACCUGCUCAGAAUUAAGUAUGAACUAAUUUUAAAUAUGUUAUCUGAAAUCACCGCCGGGCAUCAAACGAAAGAAAAGGAGCUGGACAAAUGCCGAAAAUCAACAAAACGAUUGGCAGCAACGUUUCCCAGUUGAGCAUCCAGUUGUUCAUAUGAUUUUGACUAUUAUUUAACGAUGUAUUUUUUUAGAUAAAUAAAAUAUUUCAAGC
Molecule: messenger RNA, 624 nt
Organism: Dendroctonus ponderosae (mountain pine beetle)
Lineage: Eukaryota; Metazoa; Arthropoda; Insecta; Coleoptera; Curculionidae
Product: protein chibby homolog 1
Exons: 3
Coding region: 171-551 (126 amino acids)
Source: RefSeq, a predicted model, not a curated record